This is a messenger RNA of Prorocentrum cordatum, 399 nucleotides long. Lineage: Eukaryota; Dinophyceae; Prorocentrales; Prorocentraceae. The record is from the annotation of a GenBank genome assembly.
AUGCCGUCGAGCAGCAGCGGUGCCCGUCGGCGCCAGAUAGUCGACGCCUUCCUCGCCGUGCGCGCCACGGCGGCACAAGCCAUGGACUCCAUCACGGGAAGGGGGGGGGAUGCCAGCACAGGCAGCACUCACUCGGAUGCCUUUCGGCUGGCGAGCGAUCUGAGGAGGAGCAGCCAGGGGAAGGAGGAGAAGGACGGAGGCCCUCCCGCGCCCGCAGGCGGCCGGGUCAGGCCGCCGUGGGCGCCAGGUCCACCGCCAGCGCGUCCUGCAGCACCCCGAGGCAGGCGCGCCAGCAUCGCGAGCGGGGCUCGACGUGCUCGAAGUGCUGCUCCCCCUCAACGUCCUGCAGCACCACGGACUCACCCGCUCCCGCCUGCCUCAUCGCAUCGGCGAAGCUAG